CAGAAUUUGUUCAGUUCGAUUUAGCUGCCUCUGACAAACGGUUCGGUACUUUUCCUUCGAGAUAUCAGAGUUCGAUUAAAACGACGAAGAACAAAUUGCAAAAGAAAAAAAAAAUAAGAAAUCCCACAGUCACAGUGGAAAAGAAAAACUUCAACUAUCGAUAUAAUAGAAUCAAUCUUUCUCCGCGAAGUUCUUAAUUUAAUGGUGUUGCGCGUAACAUUCGCCCAUAACUGUGUGAACCCCGUGUGAAGUUUUUGUUAAUAUUCUAAACGACUUAAAUAUAAAAAUCAACUGUUAAAGUUAUUGUUAAAAUAAUAAUUUUUGAGCUAAGCUGUUCUUCAACAGGAAACUAGUAAUGAUGAAACAAGGAACUGAUCUCAUGUCCACGAUGAAUUAAAUUACGAACAAAAAACAGGCAAGGAAGAAAAACUAGGUGUGGAUGCCCUCGACAGAACCCUGUAAAAACACGUAUAUUUACUAAAAACAAAGAUCUUUAUAUAAUAUUUGCUUGAGCAAAACAAAAAACAAUAUUAUAUAUUUUAAAAACAUUUAAUUAUCACUACUGUUAUUGUUGUUGUUGUUGCCUGUUGCAUAUUUUCCAACGCAAAUUAAACUCACCAAAAUAUAACACCAGCUAUAAGUCCGGUUGAGUUAAACAAAAAUAGAACACCAGAAUCCUCGCGAAAAAAUAUCGUUGCGUGUGUUAGUUCAAACACACACACCCCCAACCACUACAAUCCCCUCCCGAGUGUUGUCGGCGGCAAUGCCGAAUAGUCGAAACAGUUCCUCAGCUGGUAAACAAUUCGACAUAUCACCCCGUGAAAGUGGCGACGAUUCGGAAGAUGAGAGUGAAAUCCUGGAGGAAAGCCCAUGCGGUCGAUGGCUCAAGCGCCGCGAGGAAGUCGAUCAGCGAGAUGUGCCUGGUAUCGAUUGUGUCCACCUGGCGAUGGACACCGAAGAGGGUGUCGAAGUUGUGUGGAAUGAAAUGCAGCUAUCGGCGAAAACAGAUUUGAAACAACAAGAAACUCAAAUUCGUCAGAUGUUUGAAAAUCUUCUUCAUCUGGAUCACGAGAACAUAGUAAAGUUUCAUCGUUACUGGACAGAUAUGAAAAGUGACAAACCUAGAGUCAUAUUUAUAACAGAGUAUAUGUCAUCUGGUUCAAUGAAACAGUUCCUGAAACUUACCAAACGGAAAGCUAAACGACUGCCUCUACAAGCAUGGAGAAGAUGGUGUACGCAAAUUCUAUCAGCACUAAGUUACUUGCAUUCCUGUACGCCGCCAGUUAUACAUGGCAAUUUAACCUGUGAUACGUUAUUUAUUCAACAUAAUGGCUUAGUAAAAAUCGGUAGUGUAGUUCCCGAUGCAAUUUAUUUCAAUGUGAAGAAAAGUAAAGAAGUCAACAGCAGACAUCUAAUGGCGCCCGAGUAUGAGCGAAAUUUAUCACCUGCUGUGGAUAUUUAUUCCUUUGGUAUGUGUGCAUUAGAAAUGGCAGCUUUAGAAAUCCAACAAAAUACUGACUCGACUUCUGUGAAUGAAGAGAGCAUCCUGCGUACCAUCAAUAGUCUGGAAUGUGAACUUCAAAGAGACUUAAUAUUUAAGUGUCUAAAAAGAAAUCCAGACGAACGUCCUAGUGCCCAUGAGUUGUUGUUUCAUCCGUUGAUAUUUGAGGUGCAUUCGUUGAAGUUACUCUCUGCACAUUGCUUAGUCUUUUCACCGAAAAAUAGAACACAAUUCUCCGAAACGAUAAUCGAUGAAAUGAUGCAAAGGUGCAGCCAACCAGAUAUUAUAUUGGGUAGAAUUCCAAGCAAAUCAGGCGAAGAACUUUGCUAUCGGUUAGCCGAUGUGCCAUCUGCGGAUAAACUGGAAAAAUUUGUCGAAGAUGUCAAAUUUGGAGUUUAUCCAUUGACUGCAUUUGCUUCAAAGAAGGCCUGGCAGUUCAGAUCACGAGCUGUAUCACCUGAAGCAGCCGAUUCAGUGAAAUCGGUUUCACCCGAGCCGGUUGAUAUAGAAACCCGAAGAAUUGUUAACAUGAUGUGUAGUGUUAAGGCGAAAGAAAAUAGCAAAGAUUUGGCGAUGACGAUACUUCUUCGCAUGGAUGACAAAAUGAAUCGCCAACUUACUUGUCAAGUAACAGAGACUGACACUGCUGCUGACCUAACCAGCGAACUGGUGCGAUUGGGUUUUGUACAUCUUGAGGAUCAAGAUAAAAUCUGUAACCUUCUAGAAGAUACGCUUCGUGGUGGUUUUGGCAGUCAGCAACAAACAAUCGUAGAAAAUAGUGCUUUAAAUGAACCAUCUAGUGAUAGUGGGAUCAAAAGUGUCUCAUCAAAUCCGACGGCAGCUGUCGAACGUAAUUGGUCUGUUGCUGAUACAGAGUCUCCAUCCAAUCCGACAGCUGGCGGUGCUGGAAGUAAUGAGCAAACGCCAUCUAGUUCUGGAGGCUUAACUACAGAUUUUUCCACACCAACAGCGAGCAGCAGUCAAUCGACAGAACAUUACCUUGGUCAAGAUCAGUUGAGCAAUGUGCCUCUUCCUCAACAGCAGCCACAACAACAACAACACCAACAAAAUCUACAACAGCAAAUACCGCAAAUGAGUAGUGAUCCACAACAACAACAACAACAAGAACAACAACAACAUGAAUAUCAAAAUACAAUUGUUUCUUCCACCACCGAUGUUGGCAAGCAACAACAUUCAUCGCAGCAUCCACAAAAUACGCAGCAAUAGCAAUUUAUUAUUUAUUUCUACAACAAAUUCAUCAAAGAAAAAAAACAUAAGAGAUAAAUUUAAAUUAAAAACAAAAACAAAAAUCAUCAAAUGAAAAACAGCCACACAACUAUUCGCAGUUAUGCCAGUGAUUAUUCUUGAUAAGAAAUAAAAAUUAAAAAUAAAUUAUUAAAAGCAUUAGGUAUUAUUGAAUUAAAAAUAUAUAAUAAAAAAAUAAUAAUAAAUUAAAAGAAAAACAACCUAAGCUAAGCAUUCAUACUAUUAUUGAUUAUAUAAUACAAUUUAUUAUUAAAACAAAAAAGACAACAAACGCAGAAAUAGUAAACAAAAAAAAGCAAACACAUCAAUAUAUGUAUGCAAAUAAAUAUAAUAUAUUUUUACACAUUUCUUUCAAAUCAUUGAAAUAAUUAUUAUUAUUAUUCCCGGUAUCUGCACACAGAAUAGGAAUUCGUCUGUUUUAAACAAAAAUAAAAUUAUAAAAUUAAAUUAAAUUAUAUCAAAGUAAAACAAAAACUUAACUUACCAACUUAAGAAGACAACAACAAAAAUAUAAAACUUAUAAAAAAAUACAUGUAACUAAUAUAGGAAGAAAACAAAACAAAAAUCAACAUUAUAUAAAAAAACAAAAAACAAAAACUCUAUGAAGAAAUUAAUCAGUAAUAAUAUAAUUAUUAUAUUUGUGCGUGCGCUGCGCUGCGGCAAACAAAAACAAAUGAGAAAUAAGUAUUUAAACAAAAACAAAGCCACUAAAUUACAGAUUUAAAUAAUAGUACAUACAUAACCAAUUAAUGUUUAAUAGGAAUUUUUAGCGAAAAACAAGAAAGAAAAAAAUAUAAUAAUUAUUAUUCCCAUAAUAAUAGUUAUACUAUAUAAAUAUAUGUACACAGAAGUAUGAGAAAACAAAAACAUUACAUUUAAUCAUUUUUAUAUGCUAAUAUGAAAACAAAAAUUUAAUAACAAUAUUAUUAAAACAAAACAGAGUGGAGGACAUAGAAGAGAAGAGAGAACGAAAGAGAGACCGUAUUGUCUUAGAACUUAGAUAGUGAGAAUCGACAUUUAAUGUCGACUAAAAGCAGUGCGGCAGCGGCGCGGCGUGGCGGUGGCUAGAGCGCAACAGCUUUAGAAAUGGAGAGAUACGAACAGAGUAAAGAUUUUAAAUAAUAAAUAUUAUUGCCUUCUA
Messenger RNA from Eupeodes corollae, 3908 nucleotides. It is a transcript of the gene Madm, whose product is annotated as nuclear receptor-binding protein homolog. Gene Ontology annotation, biological process: protein phosphorylation; intracellular signal transduction; endoplasmic reticulum to Golgi vesicle-mediated transport. Gene Ontology annotation, molecular function: protein kinase activity; ATP binding. The coding region runs from base 764 to 2728 and encodes 654 amino acids. Gene Ontology annotation, cellular component: cytoplasm; endomembrane system. The record is from RefSeq and is a predicted model, not a curated record. NCBI's taxonomy places the organism in Eukaryota, Metazoa, Arthropoda, Insecta, Diptera, Syrphidae. The transcript is spliced from 10 exons.